Paramormyrops kingsleyae is the source of this 2149-nucleotide messenger RNA. It is a transcript of the gene hsf2bp, whose product is annotated as heat shock transcription factor 2 binding protein. Lineage: Eukaryota; Metazoa; Chordata; Actinopteri; Osteoglossiformes; Mormyridae. Gene Ontology annotation, cellular component: cytosol. The record is from RefSeq and is a predicted model, not a curated record.
ACAUCGACGGUUACAGUUCAGUGAGCGAUAUGACUCUCCAAAGGUCACGGUCCACAGUACAUCCCGUCUUAUGUACUGGGAUCCUAAUACAGGAUCGGUAUCACUUCCUCUGCACCACGGGUUAUUGUAAAACGGCUAUUAAUUUGUGUUAUUUUGUGUAAAUAAAAAUAACACCACUGGGGGGCGCAAUUGAACCAGAAAACAGCGUAUUAAAGAAUUCUGACAUAAGUGUAUCAGCGAAUUAAUUAGUGCACUGUAGUGCCCGGGAAGAAAUCUUCGCAGUUCAAACCCAAGUGAUACACGUAAUGGAUUCAGGACAGGAGGAGUUUGUGAAGGUCAGAAAAAGAGAUGUAGAAAAACUGACUACAGAAGUCAUGCAACUGCGAGAAUUUCUGCCCAAAGUCCUCAACCGGGACCUGUUGGAAACAAUCCGCAAGGCUGGUGUGAUGGAAACCAUGAUGGAACGCACAGAGUUUGAGCAGAAGCAGCUGAGGCAGGACUGCCUGCACCUCCACUCACGCAUGGAUGCGGCACACAGAGAUUGUGAGAGGGAGCGAGAGGAGAACCUGGGGCUCAGGCAGCAGCUGAGUCUGGGCCAGGAGCUUCUUCAGCAGCAGGCCGACUUCUGCACGGCUCUGGGUUCGGCUGCCUGCACGCUGCUCUGGAGCGUCUCUGUCAAGGAGGAGGCGGUGAAGGACAUCCUGGCUGGUAGCUACAUCGAGCCCUUUCUCGCUUUAGCGGGACAAACGCUGGAGAGCUUUGUCAGUUCCCUGAACCCGGUGAAGAUGGAGAAGGAGGACUCCAGCUGUCAGGAGCACCAGUUUGUCCUGGCUGUGGCCGGAAUCAUCACCAACAUAGCUGCAGUGCCCAGUGGGCGGGACUUCCUGUCUAGCUCCGCCCACAUCCUGCUGGACACCAUGAUGCGGCUGCUGGGAGCCAUGAAGCCAGGGGUUUUCUCCAAGCUCAAAGUGCUGAUACUGAUGACACUUUACAACGUCAGCAUCAGCGUUAAAGGGCUGCGGCUACUUGGCCAGAGCGCGAGCCUCCCCCAACUCCUCCAGGGCCUUCUCCAAGAUGGGGAGGUAGAGGUAUGUCUCCAUAGCCUACGGCUGCUCCACUCUUUGGCCCUGGAGGCGGGGCCUGUGAGCCAGGUGGGUGUGGCUCUGAGGAAUGAGCCCGCCCUGGACCGCCUGCACCAGCUGUCCUGCAGCCGCCACGAUGCCUUGUGCCAGGCCGCCCGUGAGGUGCUGGAUGACCUGGCGGCGCUGCACAACCCCCACGGGUGGGACAAGCCCUCGGACGAGCCGACCCGCCAAAAAGGUCCUGCUUCAGAUCCGGAGUGACUCUGACGACAUCAGUGAGACUGCGCAAUGUUCCCCCUCGUUCCGGGUCUGUGCGCAAUGUUCCCCCUCGUUCCGGGUCUGUGCGCAAUGUUCCCCCUCGUUCCGGGUCUGUGCGCAAUGUUCCCUCUCGUUCCCGGUCUGUGCACAAUGUUCCCCCUCGUUCCCGGUCUGUGCGCAAUGUUCCCCCUCGUUCCGGGUCUGUGCGCAAUGUUCCCCCUCGUUCCGGGUCUGUGCGCAAUGUUCCCCCUCGUUCCCGGUCUGUGCGCAAUGUUCCCCCUCGUUCCGGGUCUGGUUUCUUUCCCGGUUUUCGGAGAUCUUGUGAAGACACAAUGAUGGUUGUUUGUUAGCUUCCAGUUGGUUUGUGUUUGCCAUGUUCCCAUUGGUCUUUGUACACAUCCCUGAGAUAUCUGGGUAGAUUUGUGAUUGGCUGUACAUGUCACAUGACCUAACAAAUACACACAUACACACUUUGUGCACACUCUAACAGCUGUUUAUUUAGUUCCUCACGGCAUCAAUGAUGGUCCAAUAUCGCUCAGAACCCACGCAUUAUGGGAAAUAAAAGGGAAAUAAUUCCACAACAGAUUUCACUAAACAAGGUUAACUCAUCAUAAUCAGGCCCUCUGAACAUCCUAUAAGGCUCAGCAUCAAGACCCAAGCACCUUCAACCUUCUUACUCAGAACUUAAAAUUUUCUUCAUUUUUACUUAAUUUUAAUGUUCUGUGAUACAUUUAGAUUUUGGUUAGUAAGCUUCUGAAAUGACGUGUUAUGUUUCUUUGAAAUAAACAUUAUUUGAGGUUUGAACAGAA